UGUCACUAGUUACCACAGCGACAAAGUCAUAAAUCCCGCCUACUUCUACAAUUGAUCUAAUUAAAAAGUAAUUUUAAUCGUGAAUUUAACCACACUGGUAACCUAAUGCCUAACCUUAAAUUAAGAUCAAAAAGCUUCUUUUUUUUCUCAUUAAUUGUUACGAUAUAGUACAUUUUGACUUCGGAAACCGUACAGCAGCGUAUAGUUGCGUAUCCAGGACGACAAACAAUUACGAAACGAACCGAUAUGCUUGUUUGUAUCCAGCAAUCAACACCUGUCGCCGAUAUCCUUGAACCGGACUGUUUCAGAACUUUCAAAGAAGACCAUCGGUAAUUUUCGGGAGGGAGAUAUUUGUUUAGGAAUGUAUCCGUGGGCAACGACAGUGAUUGAUCAAUAACCAUUCAACAUUAGCGCAGAAGUUCAAAGAAGCUAGUUAGCGCGCUGCUGCAAGCAGAACUGGCUGCCAAACAACAACACAUGAAUCGUGAUUUUGUAUUUAACUAACUGUUUACAUUCAACAACUCCUUCAAACGAAAGGUGUUACAUUUUUUUAGUGUACUCAUAUGGAGAUUGCAGCUGCAAAGGAAGUUGAUACAUUGUUGCCUUGAUCAAGAACGUUCUGAAAACAGAUGAUUCAAGUGUUUCCUUGCAGAAUUUCUACUUGUGGCUGACUGUUACUUUGUAAUUACCAAAAAGGAAUGAAAAACAUUGCAUAAGAGUUAACUAAACAAAUAAUUAGGAUGAACGUCACGGAAGUGGAGGAUCAUAUUUCCAUGAAAUAUGAAAUAAAGAAAAGACUUGGAAAGGGGGCAUAUGGGAUUGUAUGGAAGGCUGUGGACAGACAGACAGGAGAAGUUGUGGCUGUAAAGAAAAUAUUUGAUGCCUUCAGGAAUAGGACUGAUGCCCAGAGGACAUUCAGAGAAAUCAUGUUUCUUCAGGAGUUUGGAGAUCAUGCCAACAUCGUCAAACUGCUCAAUGUCAUCAGAGCUCAAAAUGACAAAGAUAUUUACCUGGUCUUUGAAUACAUGGACACCGACCUGCACGCGGUGAUAAAGAAAGGCAACCUGCUGAAAGACAUCCACAAACGCUAUGUCAUGCAUCAACUCCUCAAGGCCACCAAAUACCUGCACUCAGGCAAUGUCAUCCACAGAGAUCAGAAGCCCUCCAAUAUUCUACUUGACACGGAUUGCUUUGUGAAACUUUGUGACUUCGGUUUAGCGAGGUCUCUCUGCCAGAUCCAGGAGGAUGCUGGGAACCCGGCGCUGACAGAGUAUGUGGCGACGCGGUGGUACAGAGCUCCUGAGAUCCUGCUGGGUUCCUCAAGAUACACAAAGGGGGUAGACAUGUGGAGUAUAGGUUGUAUCCUAGGAGAGAUGCUACUUGGGCAGCCCCUUUUCCCUGGAACUUCCACCAUCAACCAGAUAGAGAAAAUCAUGAGUGCAAUUCCACACCCUAGCCCAGAGGACGUACUUUCGAUCAGAUCUGAGUAUGGUGCCUCUGUGAUUCAGAGGAUGCUACUGAAGCCCCAGGUGCCUCUAGAGGAUCUUCUGCAGCCGUCGGUGCCCCCAGAUGCCCUAGACCUGGUGCGUCGCCUGCUGGUGUUCAACCCAGACAAGAGGCUGACCGCUGAGCAGGCCCUGCAGCACCUCUAUGUCUCCAGAUUCCACAACCCAGCCAAGGAGCCAGGUCUGGACUCUGAUGUGAUCCUGCCUGUGGAUGAUGAUGUCCAGUUGUCGGUGGUUCAGUACCGUAAUAAACUGUAUGAGAUGAUUCUAGAAAAGAGGACCACAAGGAGAAUGCCACGUCAUGUAAUGCCGAGGAAGAAAGAGGAGCCUGUCUCUAGGUCAGGUUCUGGGUGUGACAGUGGAGACCGUGGGAGGGAAAGGCCCACUGGGAAGGACAAAGGAGGGCUGGAGCCAGUGUCUGGUAAUGGUGGAGGGGACCUUAGGGUUAAAUCCCCUCAUGAUAAGACAGAACACCAGGCUGCUCGUCCAGUUAUCACCAUACCUACACCAGUACCUGUGUCCACCCAGCCGUCCCUGGAGAGGUCCAGCCCUGCAGCUAGCCCCGUCAUGGGAAAGACUACAUAUAAUCCCAUCACACACGUUGCCAAUGGUUUUGUUCGAAAUCUGGCUGGACCACCUCACUAUUUUCGCUCAGGUACUGCCAGCAGGGAACUGGAGGUACAGAUGAGUAAUGAAAAUGUAACUGUGCCGCCAGCAGAGGGCGCUAUUCGCAACACUGUUUCUAUGGAGCAGAUUCUGCAGCGCGGUCGCUCAGCCCCUGUCAGCCGUACCCGUUCCUUCUCCCUGACCCUCUCCCACCCUCAGAACAACCCACUUGUCCGCAGAGACGAUCCCUCUGUUUCCUCAGGGAUGUGUGUCACCUCUGCACACCUGAACCAGCGGUCCCAGUCUCAGUCACGAGAGGCACGGCCCCCUCCUCCCAGGUUCAGUAAGAAGGUUUUCCAGUGUAACGCCAACAUGGCGGCUGCCGGGGAUCCCCGUGCCAAACUAGGCAGCUACUCUCAGGCUUACGGCACCAUCAACAAGACAGAACUGGACAACCUUAUGAGGAGUCGACACCACCAGUAACCACCACACUAUGCUGGAUGUAUGGGACACUGUCCGACAUCAGACGGGGCAAGAGACAAGGUGACAGGGAACAGGGAGAUAUUGGCUACUGGAAAGUUGGGGGAGAAAUAUUAUUCCAAGACAUAAGUUCAGCAGCACAGAUUGAAGUAACCAUGGAGAUGGAAAUCCAUGGAGUAAAGUGGCAAUGAUUUAACACAGUCAAUUUAAACCCAUUUUCUUUAUGAAAUAAUGUCAUGUUGGGAAAUGGGGACUACGGACCCUUAGUUUAAUGUAACUAAAUGUGUUUUACACUGAAAUGCUUUAUACUAGAGGGAACAAGACAUAGCAGUGUAAAUGUAUGUCAAUUGAGUCAGGCAAUACUUUUGUAAUGUUGUGUAUAAGUAAAUAACUAUUUUAGCCAUAAAUUCCUGGCAAGCAAAUUCAAUGUACUUUCAUGCAAAAUGGUGCUUCCAACACAGUAAAAUAAAUGUUGACAGUUGAUGUAUGUAAAACAAACCAAGUGGUUUCAUAUUAAAAAGAUUACCGCAAGUAAUUGUGACUACUUUA
Molecule: messenger RNA, 3140 nt
Organism: Oncorhynchus kisutch (coho salmon)
Lineage: Eukaryota; Metazoa; Chordata; Actinopteri; Salmoniformes; Salmonidae
Product: mitogen-activated protein kinase 15
Exons: 14
Coding region: 741-2594 (617 amino acids)
Biological process (GO): protein phosphorylation
Molecular function (GO): ATP binding; MAP kinase activity
Source: RefSeq, a predicted model, not a curated record